CUUUCAGUCACAUGGUUACUGCCUAACCGAGAGCUGAUGGAGCCAGAUGAAAAAGGCAGGAGGCGAGCCCCUCCGGUUGCGCGUCAGCAUCCCCUCAAAUAGGAAUCCGCUUCUGUCACGACAGCAGCCCUGAAACAACAAUUAGAGGCGAAUUUCAUUUCGGCGUGCGGCCCCCCCCCUUUUUUUAAUUUUUCAUUUUUUUCCCCCCUCAUGCGAUGCUAAAGAAGAAGAGUCAGGGCAGUGCUGCGAGGAGGCUGCAAAGAAUGAUAGUGAGGAUCAAGGCGCGCUGUCCCAGGAGAACUCAUCUGAAGAAGAGCUGGCCGUGAGACACCGGGAUGCUCCUCUAACACACCGGGGGCGAUUCAUCUUCUGUUGGAGGUCUUCGCGCACAUGUGCUCACUCUCAGACUCGCACGGAGACACGCACAAGCGGAACAAACACUCCGAGCCAAGACACACCCGACUCCAUCCUCACAGAGGUUUUCCUGAGCAGACGGUCUGUGUGGCAGAGUUUGAGCUUGAGUGAAAGUGAGGGAGUGAGCAAGACGGAGUGAGUGUCAUGGAUGUCAGCGACGGAAGUGCAGAGGACCCAACCUACCAAAACCUGCUGCUCCUGGGAGCCAUCGCAGCAGCAUCGGCCUUUGUGGUCACCAUCCUUAUUGUGCUUGUCUGCGUUGGCUGCCAAAGAAAAAGCAAGACCAAGCACCCCUCAGCUGGAGAGAAAGGGACAUCUGUAAAUAUGCAGGGUACUCUGCGGCAUCCAAAACUGAACUCUAUGAGUAAAUCUGACACCAGGCUGCAUGAGCUCAAUCGUUUUCCCUGCAAUGGAAACUCUGUUAGUAAGAGUCGUCCAGCCAGUAUGGACCUCCUGCUCCUCCACAGUCGGCGCUCUCAGACAGACCUGAGGCCCUCCCAUGGACGCCAGCUCCCCCAGAUCCCCACCAGUCCCCAGGGAUCCAGCCAAGGGGGAGGAGGGGAAACAGGAGGAGAUGGAGGAGGAGGAGGUGGGGGAGGAGGGGAGGCCAGAGACCACACCUACACUGAGGUGGGGCUGCGCAAUAACCCCACUCCCACCCACUACCUGGAUGAUGGCCUGUACGAAAGUGUAGGUGUUCGGGAAGGCGACGCAGGCUCCAAGGUUUCCUCCGCCCCACCGAGCACAUCAGCCAACACUCCGACUACAGUCAGAGCUGCUCAGAGCCCCCCAGCUCAUGCCAGCGGAGCUCGUAAUGGAAACGGAAACGGAAGAGGGAAUGGCAGGGGCAACGGCACCAUUAAUGGACCGAUGGCAGGGAGAGGUAACGGAGUGAGUGGGGCCAACAGGUCCCCCAUGUCUUCUGUCAAUUCACUGGCCAUUCAAGAUACAUCUGUUGCUGAGUAUGCUUCCAUACGGAAGUUCAGAAAGGUUGACAAGAUUAACAGGAAGGAAAAUAACGGCGCCGACAGCCAGUCAGACAGCCAGUCGAGCGUGAGUGAUUCACCGUCUGCCGCUCCUCCUCCUCUACAUCGCAGUCAAGAGUUUCCACGCAAACCACUGGAACCAUUUCACCUGCAUUCCUUCCCAAAGGAAUCAGUGUUCAUUGGCAAUGGGGAGCAAUACAUCUGGAAGCCUCCAGAAGAUGAUGACAUCAUUACCUUGCACCCACCUCCACACCGUGGAGAGAACGGACAGGGACACCCAUCGCCUCCAACUGCAAAGGAGAUUGCAGACACCUACUCCAUCGUAUGUAAAACCCAGAAGAAGAAACCUCCCAUGGAACACAAUGGGGCAAAGACCCUUCCGCGCUCCUUUGGUGGGGAGAGAGGAAACAUGGGUUCUCGGGGCCGAGGCCGAGGCGUUCAGGGCCAGGCACGUUCCCAGGAGGAGCCCUGCUAUGAGCCGGUAGGAGAUAGGUCCUGGUCCACCCCGGUGGCCGAGUCAGACCCUGCGUACGCUAGUGUCGACACCCAGCGGAAACGUGAGCAAGGAGGAACCAAUAACAGCACAACUGGGGGGAAUGCAACUCUGAAGAGAAAGAAGCAGACGCCACAGCAGCAGCAGCAGCAGGCAGCACCAGCGGCACCUCAAGGCUCAGGACCCACCGCCCCGCCUGUUCGAAACCUGCCUGGUGGGGAAAACUUCUAUGAGACCAUCAGCGAUGUGAAACAAGGGGCCAACAGCUCCAGCACUACCACCAUCUUCACAUUCAAUGAUGGGAUGGAGAUGUAUGUCACCGGCCUGUAGCUGGCUGACAGGCAGAAAAGGGCCCAGAAAUCACUGAUACCAAGUCCAGGGAUCUUCCUGUUCACCGGCCAACAGGUUGCUGUACAUAGACACAAGGCCCUCUAUCGUCAAAAAACAUGAGGAUCCAUUUUGUGUUGACACCAGGUACAAACAGGGUCUUAAUCCAGGUUCAGACUUCCCUUGAUUGGUCUGUACUUCAGAACCAGCCUAAGCCUAGUCCAGCCCAAAUAUGGACCAAAUGCAUUUUAACAAAAAAAGGAAAAAAAAUACAACUGGAAUAUACAUCUUCAAUCUACUGUGUCACUCACCAUACUCACUUGUUUGUGCAUCAUUUUCCAUGAUAUCUUUAUUUUUAUAUGAACACUGUACUCUUUAAAGAGUAUGUGGUGUAAUUCACAACCUGAGAAAAACACACUUUAAUAUAUAUGAAAAAAGAAAUGUGCAUGCAUUGUGCAAACUCAAACACACAUGAAAAUAUACGGUAGUAGCAAUCAGACAAGCUAUAUAAGGAGUACGAGGCACACUGUUAGGUACUGUCACCAAUACACACUCUCACAGACACACACACACACACACACACACACACACACAUAUAGGCUUCAUCCUUGGGGUGGGAGGGACUUGUGUAAUAUAAGCAUAUGGAUGUCACAGAGAUUUGCGGCGCUUAGCUCCCCCUAAGUAAACAUCUGAAACAGGUUCUCAGCGCACACUGACCUAUUGGCUGGCAGACAGCUUUGUCGUGCUUUGUUUAGGCCUAUAAUUUGUAGGUCUGCCUAAACACAGACGUAAGUGAAGGCUAUUGUCUUUAUCCCACAAAUUUUGAUCGAUGCACCCUAAGCUUCUAAGCAUUUAUCAAUAACAGACCUCAAGAUAACUAUAGAAACGCAUUUUGCUCACGAAUGUAACCUUCUCGUAAAUCAAGGGAUUAGUUAAAAAUCCACGCUCAAAUUUGACAAACAUCUGCAGCCAGAGGCAUGUCGACACACCCCAGCUCACCCCCACACAGACACAUAUUUGGCAGAAUCAUUCAGGGUGAAAUGAUCAGGUCAGGGGCAUUGAGUGGCUUGUGCAAGAACUUCCCCAGAGCGACGUGGGUGACAAAUUUCACAACGCGGGACCUUAACUGUAUUACUGGGAUGAAGGAGAGAAAAAUAUUUUCAAAAAUAAGGAAGUGAAAGAGUGUCCAAAAUAAUACAGGAUAUUUCAUAAGUUUAUGUGUCAUGUCUUUUGGGCAUUGUAAACAUCUGAUUUUAUGACUGUAGUAAUUUUGCACUGGACAGCUGCGGGACUGCUGGACUUAAUUGUGCAUUAAUGUGCUGUAAAGGGGGUAUCUGAGCACAGUUUUGAUUCGCCAGAGCUCCCUGUAGCUCAGUAGACUUAAGUCUGGUGGUUGAAAUAGCAACAGAAGGCUCGGACUCCAAGGAAAAUAAAGAGCUGGGCAUAAAAAUUACCAGUGAGUGUCCUUUGGAAGGUUGCCCUCUCCCUCUCCCCACCCUUGUCUCCAGCCUCUGUACUGAGUUCUCUUCCAUAACAAACAACGUCUUUCCCAUGUAGCUUUGGGGAACAUUAGAAAAAUGAAUAGAGGGAGAAAACAAAACAUUUGAGACUUAAUAAAUGGGCAUAAAGAUGAGAAGGGAAGAUGGCUGCAAAGUGCUCACAGGCUGAGGAUGCAUUCGAAUGAUCUCACUGUGAGACAACCACGCAAAGAGAAGACGGGUUUAGAAAGUAACAUAAAUUUAUAAAUGCUACUGUGUCAUAACGUAUGUAAAAAAAAACAACAACAAAAAAAUGCACUCUGUAUUUUAAUGCACUGUUUAUUUUUUCUUACCAACCGAUAAUACCAUUGGUUUAAUAGCUCAUACCACUGCCAUGAAAAUGUUUAUGUUGUUGGUGCAAUUUUUCCUGCUUGAUCAAAAAAAGUGCAUGCUUUGAUAUAUGGAGAUGAAAACAAAUAUUGUGGUACUUAAAUGAUCUCUUGUUUGUUACUCUUUUUCUGUUGUACUUUUUUGCCAUGUGAUGCAAAGCAGCAGUUAGUUUUUUCUUUCUUUUUUCCUUUUUCCAAAGCAACAACUUGUAGGAAUCAGAGGAAAGAAACAGAGAGGAGGCACUGGGAGUUUAGGGUUGUUUACACUCUGCUCUGGAGGGAGCGGGAGUGAUAGAGUCGGGGUGGGGUGCACAGCGAGUAUAAAGAUGGAUAAGAAUCACUGGAAACGAACACAGACCCAAAGGACCCUCCUCCUCCUCCUCCUGCUUUGCACACACAGACAGCCACACACACACACACACACACACACACACACACACACACACACACACACACACACACACACACACACACACACACACACACACACACAUCGGGGAGCACAUUUUGCCUGCACUUGGUCAGCCCUUGCAUAUACUCCCUCCCCAGCUGUGUUCAUCCACCAAUAGCCAACACAGACCUCUCUUUUUCUUUGCUUCACCUUUCUCCCUCACUGUGCAGGGGAGGGGCCUUUGAAGUCCAGUUCUGAGGGACUCAGGGAGUGAUAUGGGGGUUGAGGAGGGAUGGGCAGAGGCUGUGGGUCAGGCCAACCCCUGUCCUGAUAUCAACAAUGCACCAACGGCUCAACUACUGUCCGAUAUGAGAAAUGGCCAACAGCUGAGACACUUAACAAGCUCCGGCGAGGCUUCCCGUAAACAAUGCCGGCUGGAAAUCGCUAUCACACUUAAUCCUUUUUUCUCUGGCUGUCACCUAAUGUGUCACAUUUUCUUUACCCUGAGAGAGAAAGCACUGAUCUGAUAUAUUUUGUCGAACACUGUUCACACCGGUCGAGACAGAUGUUCAUUGCACAAAUACAGUAUGAUGAUGUAAAUGUGUAAAAUACUCUGUUGCUGUUCCGAUGUUGUUCCAAUGUAACAUACAGUAUACAGUAUAUUUGUUGAAAAAAAAGAAGAAAAAAGAUGGUUAUCACAGACACGUUGUACUUUGUGGAUGCAAAAUGUUCCAUGCUUUCCAUGCAGAUACAGAUGCUGUUUGUUAAUUGUCUUCAGAUAUAAUUAUGGGCCAAUACUGCUGUGACAGCUGUAGCCAAUGUUGUAUGUUCUUAAAGCACAGGGUUUAGUUUAAAAAUAAUGAAUAUAAUAAAAUAUAGUGUGACAGUGCAGAUAUGCAAAAGAUUGUAAUGUUUUAUAUUAACCUUCAUAAAAUAUUAAAAGUGAGUUUUUACUUUUCUAAUAAAGUGGCACAUUAUAACAUG
This is a messenger RNA of Acanthochromis polyacanthus (spiny chromis), 5462 nucleotides long. RefSeq lists its product as uncharacterized. Bases 559 to 2223 code for a protein of 554 amino acids. Gene Ontology annotation, cellular component: membrane raft; plasma membrane. The transcript is spliced from 10 exons. Lineage: Eukaryota; Metazoa; Chordata; Actinopteri; Pomacentridae. Gene Ontology annotation, biological process: intracellular signal transduction; T cell receptor signaling pathway; negative regulation of T cell activation. The record is from RefSeq and is a predicted model, not a curated record.